This is a messenger RNA of Callorhinchus milii (elephant shark), 4691 nucleotides long. It is a transcript of the gene g3bp2a, whose product is annotated as G3BP stress granule assembly factor 2a. The transcript is spliced from 12 exons. Gene Ontology annotation, molecular function: mRNA binding. The record is from RefSeq and is a predicted model, not a curated record. Gene Ontology annotation, cellular component: cytosol; ribonucleoprotein complex. The coding region runs from base 267 to 1712 and encodes 481 amino acids. Lineage: Eukaryota; Metazoa; Chordata; Chondrichthyes; Chimaeriformes; Callorhinchidae.
UCAGCACGCGGCGCACCGGGAAAGUACGUAACACAAUGCCUGCUCGGCGCGGACCCAUUACAGGGUGACACCCGAGGCCGAGCUGCUCGCAGACGGACCGGAGCUGCAGAGUGAGGCACGCGGACGGACGGACCGACGGACCGACGCACGCGCAAGACACAAGUGUGCGCGAUACACAAAGAGAAGCGCAGCUCGCGAGCUCCUCACCAACCGCCGCCGCCGUUUGAACGGGACCGUCUCAGCAAGUUUUAUUGUGUACCAAAGAAAUGGUGAUGGAGAAGCCAAGUCCCCUGCUUGUAGGGCGGGAGUUUGUGAGACAGUAUUAUACUCUACUAAACAAGGCACCAGACUUCUUGCACAGGUUUUAUGGUAGAACCUCUUCUUAUGUUCAUGGUGGAUUGAAUGCCAAUGGGAAGCCCGCAGAUGCUGUUUAUGGCCAAGCAGAGAUCCACAAAAAGGUCAUGUCCCUUCAGUUUAGUGAUUGCCAUACUAAGAUUCGUCACGUGGAUGCACAUGCCACACUUAGCGAUGGGGUAGUUGUGCAAGUGAUGGGUGAACUGUCAAAUAAUGGUCAACCAAUGAGGAAGUUCAUGCAAACAUUUGUCCUGGCACCAGAGGGUUCUGUUCCAAACAAGUUCUACGUGCAUAAUGAUAUAUUCCGUUACCAAGAUGAGGUGUUUGACUCUGAUGCAGAAUUGGAAGAAGAAUCAGAAGAGGAAGUAGAAGAAGAACCAGAAGAACGUCAACCAUCUCCUGAGCCAGUUCAGGAAAAUGCGAGCAAUGCAUACUAUGAAUCUCAUUCUGUUAGUAAUGGAGUGGAGGAAGCCCUGGAGGAGACAGCUCCUGAACUAGAACCAGAUCCUGAACCAAAAACUGAAGAAAUAAAAUCUGAACCAGAAUUGGUAGAGAAGAGUGUUGAAGAGUUGGAGGAAAAGGCUCCAUCUCCAGCUCCAGUUGAGCCGGUUUCUCAACCACAGGAACCACCGAAGGCUUUCUCCUGGGCCUCAGUGACCAGUAAAAAUCUGCCUCCUAGUGGUACUGUUUCCUCCUCUGGAAUUCCUCCCCAUGUUGUUAAAGCACCAGCCUCACAGCCUAGGGCUGAAUGUAAAACUGAACCCCAGGCACAACCCCCACGGCCACGAGACCAGCGGCCUCGAGAGAGGAUAGGAUUAGUACCCAGAGGGCCUAGAACAGGUCGUGGAGAAAAUGAACAAAAUGAAGUUGAGAAUCGUCGAAUAAUCCGUUACCCAGAUAGUCACCAGCUUUUUGUUGGCAAUCUACCCCAUGAUAUUGAUGAAAAUGAACUGAAAGACUUCUUCAUGAGUUUUGGCAAUGUGGUUGAACUCCGUAUUAACACCAAGAGCAGUGGAGGAAAAUUGCCCAACUUUGGAUUUGUGGUGUUUGAUGAUCCGGAUCCUGUCCAGAGGAUCCUGAAUGCCAAGCCAGUUAUGUUCCGGGGUGAGGUCCGUUUAAAUGUGGAAGAAAAGAAAACUCGAGCCGUCCGUGAAGGAGAGCGCAGAGGAGAUGAUCGCAGAGAUAACCGUCGCAAUGACCGAGGCCCUGGUCCCCGUGGAAUGAUUGGUGGUGGAAUGAUGCGUGAUCGUGAAGGCCGAGGUCCUCCACCUAGGGGCGGUCUGGCACAAAAGCCAGGACCGGGAUCUGGAAGAGGUGGUGGACCAGGUGAAGGUCGCUUUGCUGGACCCCGUCGCUAAAGUGCCACUGUUCUGAUAUCUUGCUGGUGGUACCAUACUCUUCGUUUUUGCGUUCUUGUUAAGUUUGGCUUUGGAAUGUGACAGCCUGUUUUUCAUUUCUUUGAUGUGAAAACAGCCUUUUACCAGUUACGUCAAGGUGAACAUUUCCCUAUUUUGGAACAGGAUUUAAACUAAUGUGUAAGAACUGAAAGAGGCCUUGAUUUAAUUGGAACAAAUUGUAAAGGCCUAAGGAUUCAUUCACAUAAAAUCUAGGGCCUUUUGGUGCAACUUGGCUGCUUUAUUUUCUGAAAGUGUUAAGUUUCUGCCCAAUUCUAUUGGAAAAAAAAAUUGGUGCAAUUAGAGAAGCUUGCCUUGAUAUUUCUUUUAGGAACACUUGGCUCAAGAACUUGCGUUCAUGCACUCAUCAUAAUGCACUAAUGGGUACUCUUAGAAUGUCAUUUACCAUGACAACUGCAGGAGAAGGCAGGCGAAAAUCCGACUGCUGUCUGCUUCGACCGGGAAGGAUGACUGGUGACCAGAUGCGGGCAUUGAAUCUUACUUGCUGUGACCAACAAAUUUCCACAUCUGCAAACCUAAAUAGACGAUGCUGAAACCGUUUCAGAUGGUGAUGAAUUUUUCUUGAACUAAAAAAAUUUAAAAUAUGAAAACAAUCGUGAACUUGUAAUAGAGCCCUAAACGCAGAAGAGUUUGGUGGCUUAUCCUCAUUUUUCUAUCUGCCCACUGCAAAACAGGGAUGGCUGGCUGCUCAACACUUUUCCUCCCCUUCGAUCUGUGCAGUUAUAAAUGCAGCGAAAAAUCAUAGCUAAAUGUUACUGUUUUAGUUCUUUCAAUAUGUAAAGAGCAUGAUGGUGCCUUCUAUUGAUACAUCAUUCCAGUCUUGCUGGCAGCUUUGUACAAAUUGAUGUACUAACUGCUGUGUUGUAUAAAGCCAAACAGCUAUAAAACUACGGAAUCACUAGUGUGUUGAUGUAAUGCAGAGAUAAAAGAAAAGCUGCAGCAUCCUUGCUUUAAAGAAGAGAUUUCAAAAUGCACAGUAUCCCAAUUCACUGACUAAUAGUUGUUUUUGAGUUUCUGUACAAUAUAUACAACCUCAUGGUUGAUGCUGGUUUGUUUUACAUUGGAAAAUUAGGUCUGUCAAUUUGAAGUUCGUUAUCGCUACGUUUUUAUAUAUGCAAAGAUACAGUUAUGCAUAUAUCUUAUCUGAGUAAACACUCCUGUUAAUUCAGGUUUCUAAAUCUAUUGAUUUUGUUUCAAUUAAGUGUAACUGAGGGAAAGGCUGCAUUAUGCAAAGGGUGAAACUGAUGGAGACGAGGGAUAGGGCGGGGGGAAAAUGUUGGUGUUUUAAAAGGCCAACAUAAAGGAUACUGCAGCUUUAAACCCAGAAUCAGCAGCUUUUUUCCUCCCUUUUGUGGACAUCUUAAUAAUGUACCAAUAAUUGGCACUACCUGCAACACAGCUUAAAAAAUUGUUGGUAAGGUGAUCCAUAGAAGCUCGGCACAGUUUAAAGCUGCUGAUUGUGAUUAGAUAAGUCAUUAAGUCACAGCUUCUAGCAGCAAUGCACAUUAUCAGUAGAGCAGCAAUUUUUGAAGCAGUAAUUUGUUUACAUGCACGGCUCGAGGCUGUUACUUUUUGACGGUUCCAACAAAACUGGCAGACGCACAGUGAAGUUGUUAGCUUUGACUUUGAAAGGUAAUUGUGUCUGUUGGUUUUGUUUUUGUUUAGAACUUUUCUGAGGUCUUCCUUGUUUGAUGGUAGUCUUGCACUAUUUCUCAAAAUCUGGGAUGCAUUGGUAGUUAGUGUUUUUUUUUCAAUCUUGUUUAAACUAUUUUUCGACUGAUCUCUAUUUUGGAUCUAUUAAUGUGGCCUGGAAGUAUUGUACUUUCCAUCGGCAAGGAAGGGUAGACAAGUUUAUUAUUUCUCCCAUCUUACUUGAAAGACCUUUGCCCUAGACAUAGAACAUGGUUUCAGUAUCACUUGCACAAAUUAAUUGCCAAGUAGUUUACCAGAAUUUCAUUUUCUGCUGUGCUAAUUGCUACACCUCACCAGCAUUAUUCUUCAGUUUUCUUUCAAAUCGUUUCUGGAACUGAAGAUCAUUUCGAGAAAGUGUUGCAUUACCGGAUAAUUAACCCAGAGAAAAGCUGAAGGCCAUCCUUUUUGGCAAUCUAGCUGGCUUCUCGCUCUAAAUAUUGAAAUAAAUCUGGUAACAUCAGAAUAUGGUAGCUUCCUGCUGGUUGUUCACUGAACUUGAUUGUGUGCUGUAGUCCUGUUUCUCCCUCCUUAGAAUAGAAGUAGCUAAUACCCGUAAAGCAAAGUUAGUAAAUGUUUACACUGCAAAUAUUUGCUAGGUGGCACUAGAUGCUAGCAUAUGUUACUGUAUUGGAGCAAUAUUAUUCCAAAUUUCAAUGGAAUGGGCUUUCAAGUUUACCAUCUUGGCUUUAAUGGGUAUUAUAGGUAAUUUAAUGGUUUGCCAUCUUAAAAUGCUGAUAUGUUAGAGCAUAGUAGUUAAGUGUUGCAGAUGGCGAGUCUUCAUUUUUUGGUUUUUACUUUGAAUGUGUUGGACUAAACAUACAAUAAACUACUGAUGUCUGCAGCAUUCAGAAUUGUUUGCAGUUUUGUAAUUCCUAUUUUUCUUCAUUUUGUGUUCAAUUGAGCCAGGGCCAAGUUUAAUUGCUUUCCACAAUAUUUCUACAUUUGUUUGCUGUAAUCAUUGCUUGCAUUCUGAAAUGAUUCCAAAACCCCACCUGCUCUGCUCCGAAGGUAAAACGAGUACUUAUCAGUUCCCCACUAAAAUAUUUUUGUGUGCUGUAGAAUCAAAUGAGUAAUGCACAGAGUGAAGUGUCUUCACUCCAGAUUUCUAAAUCUGAUGCAUUCUUACCAGUCAAUACCAGUUUCCGGAUCUACUUAUUGUAUUAAUUUUUAAAACCUUAACGGGUUUCAUCUGUGGGUUUAAUAAAGCAUUCAUUACUAAUGUUAAACACC